AUGACCAUCGGUGCGGCGCCAACCACAAAGAACGUCAGGGAGUUCAGCGACGAGCAGAUGAAGGCUGGUCAGAACAUCCUAGGCAUGCAGGCAGGCUUCACUGGCGGAGCCUCCCAAUCGGGCAUGUCCAUGGGUGCUGGCCGCCAUAUUGCUGAUAUUAAGGUGGAUGCCAUGUCAAAAGAUGGCCAGAGCAUGCUCAGUCAGCAGGCAGGCUUCACCGGUGGAGCUUCUCAGUCCGGCAUGUCCUUCGGAGCAGGUCGCCAUAUCUGCGACACCAAGGUUGACGCGGAAAUGUCGAAAGAGGGCCAGAGCGUCCUCAGCAAGCAAGCUGGUUUCACCGGUGGGGCGUCACAGAAGGGGAUGUCCAGUGGAGGCGCCCGUCACAUCUCCGACAUCAAAGUCACUGACAUGUCGAAGGAGUCACAAGGCAUGAUGUAG
Messenger RNA from Lineus longissimus, 438 nucleotides. RefSeq names its product calponin-2-like. Bases 1 to 438 code for a protein of 145 amino acids. Gene Ontology annotation, molecular function: actin filament binding. Lineage: Eukaryota; Metazoa; Nemertea; Pilidiophora; Heteronemertea; Lineidae. Gene Ontology annotation, biological process: actin filament organization. Gene Ontology annotation, cellular component: actin cytoskeleton. The transcript has a single exon. The record is from RefSeq and is a predicted model, not a curated record.